GGGAGGGCCGGAGGAAAAGGGAAGACGGUUGUGGGGCUCGUGGUAGUACCCAAGUCUGGGCGGCCUGUGGGGCGCGAGGACUCCGGGGGAGGGAGACCGCAGCAGCAUGGCGGCCGGGUAUGAGCCGCCCAACCCUCCUCUGCCCCUCUGUCGCCGCCGCCGCCGCCGGAGUCGCCGGGACCCUUUGGUCUGCGUGUGUCAGUUGUAAGGCCGCUGCCGCCCGCCAGCCCUCGGUCCACCGGCCCUCCUUCCUCUACCGCCGCUGCCCGCCCGACGGUCGGGCUGGCGAAUCGCUCGACUCCCACCCCACCCACCAGUCCGCCGGCCGGGAUCAUGGAGGACGUGAAGCUGGAGUUUCCCUCGCUCCCGCAGUGCAAAGAAGACGCCGAGGAGUGGACCUACCCUAUGAGACGAGAGAUGCAGGAAAUUUUACCUGGAUUGUUUUUAGGCCCAUAUUCUUCCGCUAUGAAAAGCAAGCUACCUAUACUACAGAAACAUGGAGUAACCCAUAUCAUAUGCAUAAGACAAAAUAUUGAAGCGAACUUUAUUAAACCAAACUUUCAACAGUUAUUUAGAUAUUUAGUCUUGGAUAUUGCAGAUAAUCCAGUUGAAAAUAUAAUACGUUUUUUCCCCAUGACUAAAGAAUUUAUUGAUGGGAGCUUACAAACUGGAGGGAAAGUUCUUGUCCAUGGAAAUGCAGGGAUCUCCAGGAGUGCUGCCUUUGUUAUUGCAUACAUUAUGGAAACAUUUGGAAUGAAAUACAGAGAUGCAUUUGCUUAUGUUCAAGAAAGAAGAUUUUGUAUUAAUCCUAAUGCUGGAUUUGUUCAUCAACUUCAGGAAUAUGAAGCCAUCUACUUAGCAAAAUUAACAAUACAGAUGAUGUCACCACUCCAGAUAGAAAGGUCAUUAUCUGUUCAUUCUGGUACCACAGGCAGUUUGAAGAGAACACAUGAAGAAGAUGAUGAUUUUGGAAGCAUGCAAGUGGCUACUGCACAAAAUGGCUGACUCAAGAGCACCACAGAGGAUGUGAAUUCUAUUUGGGGAGGAGAAAACACUAGAAACAAUACUAAUGUAAAAUGGUAAAAACACAAGUAGUUUCUUUUCAAUUAUAUGUUGCUUCCAGAUGUGUUUCUCUACAACUUAUUAAGCAACAUUUUAAGAUAUUGGAUUUCUGCAAUAGAUGGCACUGAUGGUUUUGCUCCUUUUCUUUUUUUUAACACUUUACAGUUUAAUUAUAAACUAAAAUUUUGGACUUGCAAAGAGGUAUUAUUGCAAUAAUGCACUUUUCAUACUUGAAAUUUAUUUGUAUGAUAUAAAGUUACUACUUUAAACAAAAUGCAAAGUUAGGGGGAUUUGUUUAUAAAAUUUGGGUAAUUUAUAACAAAAGAAUUUCCUAAAGUUUGCUAAAAAUUCAUUUUGUGUUCUAUAUAUUACAUUUAAAAAAUAAUUUUAAAGUUCAAUUUUAUGAUGGAGCCUCUUACAGAAACAUUAACAAAUGCAGGAACCCGUCACUUUCUUUUUUAGUAUAAUUAAAUCGCUUAAUUACCCUUUUAUUUUUUAAAACAUCUUGAUCCCUUAUUACUAAUCUUGAAAUCAUGACAUUAAGCCAACUAUCCUUACUUUAAGAUGAUCUAAGUAUUGCUUCCUUUUCUAUUACCUUUCUAAUUUAUUUAGUCUAUAGAAGAAAAAUAUUUAAUGAACAAAAGAUUCAUUGCUUUAUACCAGAUGCUGAAAAACAAGGAGAGUUUUAGAUUUUCAAGUGACUUUUUCCCAUUUCUUAGAAGCCAAAUGUUGUGUUGUUCUUUUUAGAGUUGCUUAGCCCAAUUUUCUUUGUCCAAAAUGGUUCUAAAUAGUCUAUAAUAAACCAAUGUAGCACCAUUUUUUCCCUAAAUGAAUCCCCAAAAAAAAAGUGCCUUGCAUCGUAAAAAAAAAAAAUAACUAAAAUAAAUCCUCAUGACCUCUAAAUGAGUAUGUAGAACAUUGAAAAAUUUUUAACAUUUUUCUUUAACUUUUUAAACCCAUAAAUUAGUUUAAACUGAAAGCCUGAGGCUUGAAGAAACCUGUAAAUAAUUUGGAAAUAUUUACUCCUUUAUUUUAUGUUAUCCUAAUAAUUCUUUGAGGUUGUUCUGGCUCAGACAGAAGCCUUUCUUUGAAAAGAUGCAUUUAUUGAGGAAAAUGAUUUGUGGGAGACUUUAGAAUAUUUUAAAUUUGUGUAUUAAUCAGUUCUUUGCAUUGAGUUAAUCCAAAUUUGCCCUAUAAUUUGCAAUAGCAAAGUCACUUUAUGGAUCCUAUUUCUCCCUAUUUUUAUUUAUAUAUAUAAAAAUUGUUUUAACAAAAACGUUUUUGCUAUUUUAAGUAUGAUGUGAGGGAGGAGUGUUUUAACUUUUAUAGUUGAUAAUUUAGGUUAGCACAAACAAAACUCCUUUCUCACUUUUCUCAGUCCUCUCUUGAGGUGCUUUACUGAUGGGAAUGAUUUCCAUACAUUCCCUUGGUACCAAGAGGUACUAUGCAAAGUGACAUUACACCAAGUUACAUGCUAGGCUUUCCUCCCUAAAAUGUAAUAAUACAGUAAAAGCUUGUUUUAUCAAGCAUAGCAGGAGUAAAAAUUAAUUAAAAUUGCUUUGUUAAUAAGAGUCAAUUCCUGUUGACCCAGGUGGUAUUCCUCUUCUGAUUUUCCUUCCCUUUCUCUAUUUUAUGACCCUGAAAACAACAUGUUAAUUCCAUUGUGGUUUGUAUUUUGUUGUGUGAUUAUGUCAUUUGGUGGCUGGCUAGUUGAGUCAAGAUUUGCACUGAGUGUUCAGAAAUUCCUGUUGGUAAAGUGCCAGAUAACACAGCUUUCCUGUAAAUAGAUCACUAUUGGAUAAGUCAGCGAAGAUCUCUCUUGUAAUCUAAUAAUAUAUGAUGCUUCAUUCAGCAGAAAGUCUGCUCAAAAGAAUCUUCAUAGUAGUACAUUUAGGUUUUAAAAAUGAGAUAAAGAUUUUUAAAAUUAGUUUCUUAGGUAUACAUAUCCUCUCUAGUAAGUUGGGCCAAAAAAUACAGGUUUAGUUAUUUAUAGUUGAUAAUUUUCCACUUUUUCUAACCACUAUAAUUCUAUGUUCUCACUAAAGUGCCUGCCCAGCACUGUACAUUAAAGACUCUUUAUCACAACACUACGAAAAGGGACUGUCAUGAGUACAAUAUUAAUGUGGACAAAAUGAUGUUAUUCUUUCUUUCAUAAGAACCUUGCAAGUUUGUUUUAUCUGGGAUCCGUUCUUCCACCUAAUGUUCAUCUAGUUCUGGUAGCUCUUCCAGUCUUUCUUCUAUUUGGUUCCAUUUCUGUGCUUUCUUUAUUUCUACUGAUGUUUUGUGAUAGCUAACUAUGAUACAUUUAACCAAUCAUGAUUUAUUUUCUAGAAUAUUUGAAUAAUGUAUAAAUGGCAUAGUUCCCAACUUUAAACAUUAAAUAUGUAAUCUGGGCACAGAAUUUAAAGUGAAAUUGCAUUAAAAUAUAGGGCAACUGUCUUGUCCCUUUUGAAAGUGAGAAACUUAAAUAUUGAAAAUAUUCAAACUGGAAUGGCAGUAUUCUAACCUAAUAUCAGUUAAUUGGUUUAUAUGAUUUUACCUAUUAGAUGUUUUAAAUAGCAGUUACUUUUAUUUGUAUCUACUCUAUGGUGGAAAUGUUAAAUCAUAAUAGCUUUUGCUACACACUCCCAACCACUUAAUUUUUAGAGUAGAAUAUAUAUUUCAGGGGGAUUUUGUUUCACCUGAAUUUAGAAGUAAUGUCAGAAAAUGUUAAGCAUGUCCUUUUUAAGAAAAUAUAAGGUUUCUAAUUGUCUUAUUACCAUGGUAAUUCAAGUGAAUUAGAAGUAUUCAACUGCAAUCUUGAAUUAUAAAGUUGGGAUGCAUAUAUAUGCAUAUAUAUCAGAGUCUCAACUGAUGUAAAGUAAAUGAGCAGUUACCUGGUGGAUUCUUUUUUUUUUUUUUUUCUCCAAUAACUGGCUUAACCCACACUUCCACAACAAACUUAGCUUCACUUCAGUAUUUACUUUGUUGUUCAUUGAACAAUGCUCCAAAAAGGAAAUGUUAGGAAAUAGCUGAGAAUUAUUAAGAUUUUAUUUUAUUUUUGGUCAGAAAAAUGUUUCUAGGGUCUUUGAAUGCUGGAUUUUUUUUUUUUUUGUCUUACCCAUCCAUGGCAGCUAAAAAAAAAAAAAAAAAAAAUCAAAAUAUUCAGGUUUACAUGUUAGCUCUCUUUAUAGGGAGUUGCCAUACCUCACAAUUCAAAGUGUAUUCUAUAGAUCAGUACAUUAUACUGACAUGUAAUUGCAAUUUACUAUGCAGCAAAAAUUCAAGAAAAAUAACCUACAGUGUCUACUUACCUUUGUAUAGGCAAUUGCUUAAGUUACUCUGCUUUUAACAUUUGUACUUAGACAAAAUGCUUAUGUAUGUUUAGGAAUGUCACAGUGCGAGAUGCUGCUAGCCCAGACUCAAAGUAUUAAAAUUAUUUUGUGAA
Eptesicus fuscus (big brown bat) is the source of this 4489-nucleotide messenger RNA. It is a transcript of the gene STYX, whose product is annotated as serine/threonine/tyrosine interacting protein. Gene Ontology annotation, biological process: protein dephosphorylation; negative regulation of SCF-dependent proteasomal ubiquitin-dependent catabolic process; regulation of ERK1 and ERK2 cascade. The coding region runs from base 334 to 1005 and encodes 223 amino acids. The record is from RefSeq and is a predicted model, not a curated record. Gene Ontology annotation, cellular component: nucleoplasm; cytoplasm. The transcript is spliced from 11 exons. Lineage: Eukaryota; Metazoa; Chordata; Mammalia; Chiroptera; Vespertilionidae. Gene Ontology annotation, molecular function: F-box domain binding; protein tyrosine/serine/threonine phosphatase activity.